Malaclemys terrapin pileata is the source of this 3912-nucleotide messenger RNA. RefSeq lists its product as uncharacterized. The record is from RefSeq and is a predicted model, not a curated record. NCBI's taxonomy places the organism in Eukaryota, Metazoa, Chordata, Testudines, Emydidae. The transcript is spliced from 2 exons. The coding region runs from base 1266 to 2375 and encodes 369 amino acids.
UGCAAUAACAGGAAUGGGAGCAUGUCAGAUAGUAAAUAAGAAAGGGCUCAAAUAAAAAAACACAGAGAGAAGGCUGGGGGAAGAAGAUGUGUAAACUUUGGGAGACUACCGAAAAACAAAUUAAAGAAGAGUACUAAAAUUAGAAGACCUUAAACAACCCAAGCCUACCCUUGUUUCCUUCUCGCCUCUUGCCUGUACGUUUUAGACCAUAGGUUCUUUGGAGCAGGGAUCUGUCUAGGGCCCAUAGCACUUUGGGGGGAAACAAUAUAACUGAUUAAAAAAUGAAAAGAAAAGCUACCAGAGUAAACAGAAUAGUCUGAUUUCCUUUGUCUCCUGCAUGUUACUGACACUGGACAUCGGAUUCUCUCUCAAAACAGACAAAGAAGCAGAUGCUAUGUUCUAAGGCUGGGCACUGAACAGAUGCUCUGUCCACGUGCUCACUGCAACCACACCCACCUACUGGAACCAAACUGCUUACCAUGCCAAAGGAUUUUCUGUGGCUGUGUAGGAAGGGUUGGAUUUGCCCCAAAGUAUGGAGAGGUUCUACCAGCAUAUGGAUGACAGUGUUUCAGCAAAGGACAAUAGUCCUAUAUUUAUUACUAGCUAUUCCUAUGACUGUUGAAAUGGAAGGGUCAUGGGCCGUAACUCAAUGAGCCAUUAAACAGAUGACAGUUGUCUUGAUAAAGUUCAGAAGAUAUAAUUAGCACAGUAAUGAACUGGAUAAUUACUGCCACAUGUGCUCCUCAAAAUAUCAAAUGAUUUUUUUAGGUGAAUGAAAAGCUCAUAUUUUUCUUUAAAAAGACAUUAUUUUCCUGAAAACCAUUUCAAAGACUAAACCUCAACUUGCUGUGAAAGGCGUUAUAAUAUAGAUGCUUGAAAUACUUGAAUUGGGUAUAAUGAAAAAAAACAAAGAAACCCCCACCAACAUCACACACCACUAUUUGCAAAACAACUCUUAACAACACAGCAAUGAAUUCAGAGUUAGGGUUCCUUGGUAUUCCAUUAGGGCCCUGUACCAUAGAAUUCAAUGGGCUUUUUUCCAUGCACACCAUGCAAAGCCAACUAGCUGCUUCUCCAUCUAGGAGCCGGACAUGCCAGCUGCUUCCGAGAGUAGCACGGAGCCAGAGCAGGCAGGCAGCCUGCCUUAGCCUUGCUGCACCACCGAGCAGGAGCCGCCUGAGUAUGAUGAAUCCAGCAAUAUUGCCAAACAUUUCAUCACCUUUGAGAGACUGUGCACCCUCCAUGUAAUCCCUGAAGAUCAAAAGAUGAUCACACUGACUGGCAGAGCUCUGGACAUAUUCAAUAAGAUGCCUAUUGAUGCUUCAAACUAUGGUAAAUUUAAGGAACUGGUUUUGAAACAGUUUCAGGUUACCCCUGAAACCUACAGGGUUAAAUUCAGGAGUUUUAAGAGGGGAUCUGGAUUGAGUAAUGUGGCUUAUGUAAAUGAAAUGAGAAAUUUGAUAGAUAAGUGGGUGAGGGGGAAAGGCAUUACAAGCUUUGAAGGAAUGUGUGAUUUGGUUACUCAGGAACAAUUCCUGAAUAUGUGCAGUGAUGAUGUAAAACAGUAUUUGUGGGACAAAAAGGUAAAUGCAGUGGGUGAAUUAGCUGGGUUUGCAGACUCUUCUGAGCAAGCACAAGCUGCAAUUAAACAUAAACCAUUAGCAGAGGGGUACAGGGUUGGGCGAAAACAAAAUCAUCAUUUUACCCCUGGGGGAAAAGGAGCUGGGCGUUCACCUCCCCAUUCCCCUGUUACUUGUCCCAAAUUUCCUGUUCAAGCAGAGGAGCCUAAGAGGUAUCAUUGUAAGUCCACUGAGCACCUGAGGAAUAAGUGUCCCUUGCUGAGUGGAAACAGGCAGCAAGUAACACAUGAAGCUGCUACUUCUCAGAGCCAGGCUGCGGCCUCUUUCCACACAGGAUUUGUAAAGCUUGCUUCUGCACCACCAAGCAGUGAGCAUAUGCAUGCCAUUAAACUGAAUGGCGAAUUACUCGUUGGAUUGAGAGAUCCGGGGGCUGAAAUUUCUGUGGUCAGGAGGGACCUGAUCCAGGAGAAGGAUUUGUUGCCAGGGAAAAUGGCAGAAUUAGAACUGGUGGGAGGUUACAAAGUCCUUGCACCUUUAGCUAAAGUACAAAUGCAAACUAGUCCUUUGCAGGCUGAGCUGACUGUUGCAACAGUGGCACACAACUUUGCACCUUUUCUACUAGGGAAUGAUUUUUUUAAUGUGGCAGAAUCUGUGCCAAGGUUGGUUAGCAGUGAGAAGGGAUCUUGUGCUAAAAGUCCCGGAGGGGAGGGUGAAGUCACAUGGACUGCUGGGGGAACAGAAAGGUGUCUCUUACAGCAGCAAAGAAUGCAGCUCCGGGGGCAGGGAUGGUUGUAGCCAGUUCCUGUAGCCCACAGCUGGACCAGGGUCACCUUCCCUUUUGGGGGACACAGGAGUGUCUGACUCAGAGAGGGAAGCCCAGAUGGAAGGUGAGGGCAGGGUGGAGAGUCCGCCCACCUUUUGUAGGGAGGAUCUUUCCCAGGAGGAGGGUGAAGAAUCUGCAUUUAAAAUGCCAGAUCCCUCUCCUGAGAAUCAGGGUUUAAGGAGAAAGUGGGGGUCAUAUCUACUGGAAGGGGGCACCCCCCCCAACUAAAAGAAAGAGGGGUAUCCAAGGGGAUCUUACCAAUCCAAAGCACCCCAUUGAAAGAUGUUCUUGCUAUGCUUGUAAGAGAUAAAACUGUCUCUUCAAGGCAGGAGGAAAAAAUCUCUGCAUGGGUGAAGCUUCACAUGGGAGUGGGUUCCAGCCCAGAGAAAUUCCAGAGGGAGGGGCCAAGGGCAGGCAUGGUUGCAGUACACCCUUUCCUUGCCAAAGCCUCAAACACAUGCCUGAAUUAAAAGCCUUCUCCAAAGAGGCAGAAGAAUCUGCAUCAGAGUGCCUACCAGGGGAUACAAAGAAAUGGGAAAAUGCAGUAGACACAAGCUAAAUCACGUGAACAAAGCCUGUCCACCGUAGAUUUGCUGUUAAUCUUGUGUCUUUUGCUAAUUCAUAUAUGGGUUAAAACAAAGGUGUUAAUGCUAGUGGUAAACCCUUUAAAGGUGUGGGACAUACCUGAUUUGUGGAAGAAAUUGUUGUACAUGCUAGGGAUGGUGACAAGACAGUCCCGCAAGCAUGUUACCCUGCAGCUUAGCUCUGUAAACAGGCUGGAAGCUUGGCACAGCAGCAAAAGCAUAACAGGCCCAUGCUGCUGUGUAGAAGGGGAAACUGAGGCACACCACCUCAUGGCAUUGGUGGCUAAAUGCCAAGACACCUGCACUUUAACAGAUAUUGUUGUUAUUCCAGACCCAACUGACUAAUCGGAGGGAAUUCUACACGGGGGGGGGGGGAGGGGUAUCCACCCACAAGAGAAACUCUAUUUAAACCCCUGGGAGACCCCACCAUUUUGUCUUCAGCUGGCUCAAGAGAUAGCCUCAUCAUCCCCAAGGAUGCCUGAGAGAAACUGGAACAAAGGACAGUAACUAUGGAGCAGGGGGGAAGUGAUUGCUGGACCCAGACUAGAAGGAGACUAGUCUGUAAAAGGAAGCUUGCUGGAACACCUCUGAGGGUGAGGCUUUAUCUGUAUUCAGUUUUCUUACUGUAUUAGGCUUAGACUUCCAUGUUUUAUUAUGGGGGGAGGAGUAGCUCAGUGCUUUGAGCAUUGACCUGCUAAACCCAGGGUUGUGAGUUCAAUCCUUGAGGGGGCCAUUUAGGGAUCUGGGGCAAAAAUCUGUCUGGGGAUUGGUCCUGCUUUGAGCAGGGGGUUGGACUAGAUGACCUCCUGGGGUCCCUGCCAACCCUGAUAUUCUAUGAUUUCAUUUUGUUCUGUCUGUUACUACUUGGAACCACUUAAAUCCUACUUUCUGUAUUUAAUAAAAUCACUUUUUACUUAUUAAUUAA